This is a messenger RNA of Vicia villosa (hairy vetch), 507 nucleotides long. RefSeq lists its product as uncharacterized. The coding region runs from base 1 to 507 and encodes 168 amino acids. The record is from RefSeq and is a predicted model, not a curated record. The transcript has 2 exons. NCBI's taxonomy places the organism in Eukaryota, Viridiplantae, Streptophyta, Magnoliopsida, Fabales, Fabaceae.
AUGACUCGAGGACGGGGUCGGGUACGGUGGGAGGAAGUGCCUGGAGGCUCCACUUCUGCACCGAGGAGUCGCUUGUCUCAGGCGUCAUCCUCUCGUGCACAUGAGCAGAUACCCGAUGAGGAUGAGGUACCUGAGCUGGUUGAGGUACCCGAGAAAGAGGUUCAAGAUUCACCGGCUGCCCGAUUACAUGCAGCAAUGCAACAUGCAAACCUCGGCUAUCUAGGAGGGCCUUCAAACAUCUCCCUCUUGAUCUACUAUAAUGAUCAUGCCGCUAUGCAUGUUUGGGAUAGAGAGGAACGGUUGCCCAUUAAGUCCCUGAACCAGUCGCGGAAAAUAUUUGAUCUUUUUAAACCUAGGGCGUCUUGGUUCAAUGAUGUUGUUGUUGGAUUCGAACUUGGCGGCUUAUUUUGUAUCGGUUAUGUUACUAUAAGCCACGACAUGCAGGGGGCAUUUGCUGAGAGAUGGCAUAAGGGACAUCAUAUUUCCACUUUCCUGUUGAGGAGUUGA